Messenger RNA from Gossypium arboreum, 2146 nucleotides. RefSeq lists its product as uncharacterized. The transcript has 3 exons. NCBI's taxonomy places the organism in Eukaryota, Viridiplantae, Streptophyta, Magnoliopsida, Malvales, Malvaceae. The record is from RefSeq and is a predicted model, not a curated record. The coding region runs from base 77 to 601 and encodes 174 amino acids.
GGUUAAAGGAGGAAUUAUUCUUUUUUUGGGGUUCCAGUCUAUCCGCUGGACCUCUAACUUCCUGUUAAAACUUGAGAUGGCUGUGAGAUUGAAAGUAACACCCCAGUGGAGGUGUUCUAAACACAUCCACAACUUUCUACUCUUCUCUUUUGUCUUAGCAGAUUCAAGUUGUCAUGAUGGUCGGAGAGGGGCUGGGUUGGCUGCAUCUGAUCGCAGCAUUGUUUAUGGUGUUACCAGUGGUGCAAGGUCACAAUAUCGCACCGGGUUUCACAAAUAUUACUGGAAUUUGCAGAAAACUCAGGAAGGCUUUACAUUCAAGUUUGAGUUUGUGGCAAAGGGUUCACAGUCGCAAGAUACAUCUGAAUUGAUAAUCAGUGGAGAAAGAAAGGUGAAGAAGGAAGAAUUCCACUUCAAAGUCAAGGCGAAGGAUGUAGAGCCAAAUCAUGAGAAGGAAGAAUUGCAUUUUAAAUUGACUGUGACUCUUUUAGUCUCGAAGUACUGCGUUAACUUGGCCCACCAGCCUCGAAAGUCAGUGCCAUCAAACCGGGGGCACUCCAGCUUGUGGGAUCGUGAAACAAUGUCCAUCCUACCUUGGCAUUGAGGAGAGGUCAAACUUCCAAUCUCCACUCGAUGAAGGGUUGGCAAUGACUCCCUAGGGGGGAAACAUGGUGGAGGCCCUUCCAAUACGCCUUUUCCUUCGUCUAUUGAUGGUCCAGCUCCUGAAGAACCAGUCAACUUUCCCAAGUACUAUUCAAACAACUCCUAAAGGUCUGACUUGAACUCACCUCUCAAAUCCUCCUUCAAAUCCUUGAAUCGUUCCUCCAAAUGAGUAUCCCACCGGGAGACCUUAGUUUUCAAUUUGGUCAUCUCCUACUGAAGAUAGGUCACCUCCUUUUGCAAGUGAGUGGAAAUCCCUUCACCGGCUAUGAGAACCCAAGCUCUGAUACCUUUGUUAAGGAUGAAUUCCAAAAAUAAAAAAGAAAACGAGAAAGAAAGAGGCAGAGAAUGAGGAGGAAGAAAAAAGAAGCAAUUUUCAUUCCAUAAUUGUUUGCAUAACCAUUCCCUUCCCUCUGCUGAUAAACAGGAGGGAGAGAGUUUGAUUUUCAGUUAGUGGCCGUUACGGCCAACUGGAGGUAUGAAACACACCGUUUCAUUAAACGGUUGUAACAUACCCGUAGCCAAAACGCCCUCGUUUGCUUCUCACCCCCAAAACUCAUCGUUUCAUUAAACGAUGUUCCUAAAAUGUGGCGUUUAAUUACAAAGCAACAAAAACAAAGAAAAUAUAACAGAAAUUACGGAAUUUUGAAUCCAUUUGCAACCAAAUUAUAUCCCAUAACAAAGGAUAAGAAGAAAGACAAACGACAAUAAAGAUGCAAAGCACAAGGAUAGAGAAAAAGAAGAGGAAAGAAACAGAUAAGGAGGAGAAAAAAGAGGAAGCCGGAAAAAUUGUUGUGAAGCAUGAGUGGCAUAGCCUCCAGGAUAGUAAUAGAAAAUAUCAGGAAAGAAUCAGAAGGGAAGCAAAAGGGUAAAGCAAAGGGAGGCAAAAAGAAAGAUGAAGAUAAAUACAAUGAAUGUGAGAAAAGAAAAGAAAUUUUGAGAGGAAGAACAAAAGCAAAGAUUUUAAUAAGCUAAAGCAGCAGUUUGAGAAAAUUAAUACCAUAUUAGAUGCCCAACUAGAGAAAAAAUCUGAAAUCCUGAGACAGAUUAAAGAAGCUGAGAACAAGGCGAAGUUGCUCUGUAAUUGCAGACAUGGACUGAUGAUGGCAUAGCACAAUGCACUGGUAUGUUUUACAUUUUCAGUAUUGCUUUAUAAUAAUAUAUCUAAUGCUCUCGUAGAUGUUAUAUUCCCCCUGGAGUUCAUAUAUCCAUCACUCUGAUAUGAAGAUGACAGCUAGAAGUUACAGUAAAAUACUUGUGGAACUUUGGAAUUGGAAGAAUAUGAAAAUAAUGAAUGGUUCGUGUUAGAAUAGAUGUGAAUAGAUGGAAAUUGUUGAUGUGAAGGUGAUCAUUUGAUGUAGCUUUAGAAGAAGUUGAUGAGAUUUAUUUUUCAAUAUUCAAUUUUACUAAUAGUAGUUGCUAUAGUUGGACUCUUGUAUUGAAGUAAUGGGAGGCUUAUGAAAUCUCUCCACUUGAUUUAUUAACAAAA